AUGACUUUUGACGCACAGGUCUUUGCCAGAUUCGAGAAAUGGGCGGUGAAGGAAAUCGAGCCAGGGUUCGUUCACGUCAUGUACAACAACCCUAAAACAUUGAAUGCCUACGCGGAGGAAGACUGGAGGGCGUAUCAUGAGAUCUUGACGCAGCUUGACAGCGAUGCGGACACGAACGUGAUCUUGAUCUCCUCGUCGUUCAGCAAGGCGUUUUCAUCGGGCUUGAACUUGAAAGCGGCAAUGCUGUUGGUGGAUACAGGCGAAAGCCAGACUUUUGCGCUGAAGAAAAACAAGAUGUAUGCGCAUAUUCGCGAGUUCCAGGACGCCAUUGCGACGCCUGCGCGCAUGAGGACGCCCACGAUUGCGUUGCUCAAUGGCGUGUGCUACGGCUUGGCCAUAGACAUUGCUUCUGCGUGCAGCAUCCGGAUUGCCACGCAAGACGUGAGGUUCUCGAUCCGAGAGAUCAAGAUCGGCAUCGUCGCGGAUAUGGGCUCGUUGCAGCGAAUCACAAAUCUCGUCGGCAACAAGUCGUUGGUGCACCAGUAUGCGUUGACAGGAGAGGUGUUUGGCGCGGAGCAGGCGCUCGGCUUGGGGUUUGUGAGCGAAGUAGUGCCCGACUUCGACGCCGGCAUCGCGCGCGGUUUGGAGCUAGGCCAGGACAUCAACUCGAACCCGCAGUGGGCAAUCAAGGGGACGAAAGAGUCAAUCCAAUUCAUGGUGGACGGGGGUGGUCACGAGCAGGGCUUGUUGAACAUUGCCGAGUACAACGCUGUGCACUUGGUGGGAGGGCUCCCGGCCAAUGGCUUUGGCAAGCCCAAACUCUAG
Messenger RNA from Metschnikowia bicuspidata var. bicuspidata NRRL YB-4993, 825 nucleotides. RefSeq lists its product as uncharacterized. Gene Ontology annotation, cellular component: mitochondrion. The transcript has a single exon. Gene Ontology annotation, molecular function: delta(3,5)-delta(2,4)-dienoyl-CoA isomerase activity. The record is from RefSeq and is a predicted model, not a curated record. Bases 1 to 825 code for a protein of 274 amino acids. NCBI's taxonomy places the organism in Eukaryota, Fungi, Ascomycota, Pichiomycetes, Serinales, Metschnikowiaceae.